Molecule: messenger RNA, 3463 nt
Organism: Sorex fumeus (smoky shrew)
Lineage: Eukaryota; Metazoa; Chordata; Mammalia; Eulipotyphla; Soricidae
Gene: ZHX3
Product: zinc fingers and homeoboxes 3
Exons: 4
Coding region: 388-3255 (955 amino acids)
Biological process (GO): regulation of transcription by RNA polymerase II
Cellular component (GO): nucleus
Molecular function (GO): DNA binding; DNA-binding transcription factor activity, RNA polymerase II-specific
Source: RefSeq, a predicted model, not a curated record
GCGUCGCCGCCGCCGCCACCGCCGCCGCCGCCUCCUCCGCGGGGCCUGCGCCGGCCGCCCCCGGCCGCCCGCCGGGAGGGAGGCCCGAGAGCGCGGGGGAGAGCGGCCCGGCCGCCGCCGCCGCUGCCAGGAUUGAAUUGUAUCUCCAAAAGCAAUAAGUGAGCCUUUAAAGAUGCACACAGGGCUGCAUGAAGAGAAGAGAGAAACUGGAGGAAACAAUGAACUAACGAAAAGGUUUAAUAGUGAAAACUGGCUUUCUGCAAACAACUGAAAACACUGCCCUUGAAAACUCUUUCUUUGGCCCUGAUGGAGCUUCUAGAUCUUGUACUGUGAGGCCUUUGAUAGGACACGCUCUCACCUACUGAUCACACAAAGGUGUUUGUCACCAUGGCCAGCAAGAGGAAAUCUACCACCCCUUGCAUGAUCCCCGUGAAGACAGUGGUGCUGCAGGAGGCCAGUACAGAGGCUCAGCCUGCGGAGACUUUACCAGAAGGUCCUCAGCAAGAACUGCCCCCAGAAGUGCCUACCACCAGCAGUGAGGCGGCUCCAAGUUCCAGCAGUGCUGACAGCACUGCACUGGCCAACGGGCACCGGAGCACUCUGGAUGGUUACUCCUAUUCCUGUAGAUACUGUGAUUUCAAGGCCCAGGACGUGGCCCAGUUUGUGGGACAUAUUAAUUCAGAGCACACAGACUUUAAUAAAGACCCAAAUUUUAUAUGCACUGAAUGCAGUUUUCUGGCAAAAAACCCUGAGGGGCUUUCUCUGCACAAUGCCAAGUGCCACUCAAGUGAAGCGAGCUUUGUGUGGAAUGUGGCCAUGCCAGACAAUCAUGUUGUUGUGGAGCAGAGCAUCCCUGAGAGCACCAGCACUCCUGACCCACCAGGUGAACCAAAUCCCGAGGGGACUGAUGGGCAGGCAGAAAUCAUCAUUACCAAAACUCCAAUCAUGAAGAUAAUGAAAGGCAAAGCUGAAGCCAAAAAGAUCCAUACCCUCAAGGAGAAUGUUCCCAGUCAGCCUGCUGGUGAGACCUUGCCAACUUCAUCUUCUGGGGAAAAGGAGACAAAAGAGGGGGACCACUCCUUUAUCAAUGGGGGAGUUCCAGUCAGCCAGCCUUCUACCAAUUCUGCAAAACGCCCCCAUGCCUCCAAUGGACCGCUGAUAGGAACUGUACCUGUUUUGCCAGCAGGGAUAGCUCAGUUCCUAUCCCUCCAGCAGCAGCCCCCGGUGCAUGCUCAGCACCACCCUCACCAGCCACUGCCCACCUCCAAGUCACUGCCCAAAGUGAUGAUCCCCUUGAGUAGCAUUCCGACAUACAAUGCAGCCAUGGACUCCAACAGCUUCCUGAAGAACUCUUUCCACAAGUUUCCCUAUCCAACCAAAGCUGAACUCUGCUACUUGACCGUGGUUACCAAGUACCCAGAAGAGCAACUCAAGAUCUGGUUCACAGCCCAGAGGCUGAAGCAAGGGAUUAGCUGGUCCCCGGAGGAGAUUGAGGAUGCCCGGAAAAAGAUGUUCAAUACCGUCAUCCAGUCUGUCCCGCAGCCCACAAUCACAGUUCUAAAUACGCCCCUGGUGGCCAAUACUGGCAAUGUUCAACACCUCAUCCAGGCCACUCUACCAGGCCAUGUGGUGGGACAGCCCGAAGGUACAGCAGGGGGACUUCUGGUCACUCAGCCACUCUUGGCCAAUGGGUUGCAGGCUCCAAGUUCUUCCCUCCCUCUGUCAGUUUCCUCUGUCCCCAAGCAGCCACCUGUUGCCCCCAUUAACACUGUGUGUUCCAACACCACCUCAGCUGUGAAGGUGGUCAAUGCUGCCCAGUCGCUCCUCACAGCAUGCCCUAGCAUCACCUCCCAAGCCUUCCUUGAUGCCAGCAUCUACAAAAACAAGAAGUCCCAUGAGCAACUGUCUGCUCUAAAGGGCAGCUUCUGUCGGAACCAGUUCCCGGGACAGAGCGAGGUCGAACAUCUGACGAAAGUGACUGGCCUCAGUACCAGAGAGGUGCGGAAAUGGUUCAGUGACCGAAGGUACCACUGCAGGAAUCUGAAGGGCUCCAGAGGCAUGCUACCAGGCGAGCACAGCUCCAUCAUCAUUGACUCCCUGCCAGAGGUGCCCUUUUCCCCAGCAGCCAAGGCUCCAGAUGGGACCAGCAUCCCAACAGCAGCCAGCCUGGCCACCCACCCUUCUGCCAGACGGCAGUCCUGGCACCAGACCCCCGACUUCACGCCAACCAAGUACAAGGAGCGUGCCCCUGAGCAGCUUAGAGUUCUGGAGAGCAGUUUUGCACAGAAUCCCCUUCCUCUUGAUGAGGAGCUGGAUCGUUUGAGAACGGAAACCAAAAUGACCCGAAGGGAGAUUGAUAGCUGGUUUUCAGAGAGACGGAAAAGGGGGACUGCUGAGGAGUCCAGGAGGGUAGAUGAUGGUGCCCCUCAGGAAGAUGAUGAGGCUGUGGAGGAUGAUGGUGGAGAAGAAGAUAUGGCCCAGGAUCUGAGGAUCCGUGGUGAAAACGGCUCCCCAGAACUACCCGGUGACCACACCUUGGCAGAACGCAAGGUCAGCCCCAUCAAAAUCAACCUCAAGAAUCUGCGGGUCACUGAAGCCAAUGGCAAGAAUGAGCUUCCAGGCCUGGAGCUCUUUGAGCCUGAAGAUGAUGGGUCAAAUAAGUUGGCUGAGCAGCCACCAGGCAGAGGGGGCUACAAGAAGACAGCCCAACAGAGGCACCUGCUGCGGCAGCUCUUUGUCCAGACUCAGUGGCCAAGCAAUCAGGACUAUGACAACAUUAUGGCCCAGACAGGUUUGCCACGGCCAGAGGUGGUGCGCUGGUUCGGGGACAGCAGGUAUGCCCUGAAGAACGGCCAGCUCAAGUGGUAUGAAGACUAUAAGCGGGGCAACUUCCCCCCGGGGCUGCUGGUCAUCACCCCCAGCAACCGGGAGCUGCUACAGGACUAUUAUACGACACACAAGAUGCUGUAUGAAGACGACCUGCAGAGCCUCUGUGACAAGACCCAGAUGAGCUCCCAGCAAGUCAAGCAGUGGUUCGCUGAGAAGAUGGGUGAGGAGACCCGCACUGUGGCAGACACCGUCAGCGAGGACCAGGGCCCUGGCGACCCUCCAGCAGUUCACAAAACGGGGAUGGGUGAUACCUAUUUGGAGGUAUCUGAGAAUAGUGAACUGUGGGAGCCCAGUGCCCCCGAGGCCAGCUCAGAGCCCUUGGAUGCACAGAGUCCCCAGGCUGGACUUAAGUUGGAAACAGACUGAAUGGUAACUGAUUGUUACAAGGGACCGGCCAGUCUGGGAUGCCACCGGCUGCAGGGAAGGCCCAACCCAACUCUCUGCUGCCACUCGUCAUUCCUGUGUCAGGCCACUGGUCACCCAGGAGAGCUGCUGGAGGCUUCGCCAGUAGCCCAGAGCCCCGGCCGCCUUCUGCUGCUGUCACCAAUCAGGCUGGGAGAGUAAAGUUCUCGCC